CCACCUGCACCGACACCUCACUACGCAUCUGUCCCUCAACCACCACCAUCGCCCCCCAUGGACGACUCAUCAUCAAAGUGCUCUCUUCCUUCCAUCUCGAACCUCCUCGGGCUCGCAGACCAAGGGUCACCUACCAGCGAGAACUACCCUCACCACCACGAGCAAUACCACCAUGAGUCGAAAACGGAAACCAGGCCAAGCUCAUCUCAUCAUAGCUCCGCCGUGCACCAGCAAUCCCGCUUCCCGCCAACACCGCCGAUGAGCAUGGACGCUUCCUUUGACGCCCACAACUCCCCUUCCACCGGGUCUAUCAGCCAUGUUACUACUGCUCCCCAUUCCGCCGUCCGCCCCCAGCAUCACCAGCAACAUCACCCGAACUACUACCACGAGACCACUCCUCCGCUGGAAGCAGACUCCGGCCAUCGUCCUCAUCCUCACCAUCAGCUCUUCCACCACCGCUCUCCAAGCUACCCGAGCCCGGCGCAGCAUCAACCACCCGCACCGCCACGCCUCUCCAUCCCUCAAACCAACCCCUAUCCUCCCUCGCAGCACCAGACCCCCAUCUCCGCCGCCUCUUCUUCCUAUGCACCUUCUCACAACCCCCUCUCCGCCACCAGCGCCGGACCUCCCCCUUGCUACUCAUCUCCCAUCCACACCACUCCUCCUCCCUCUUCUCACCCCGUGUCCGGUCUCUACUACCAAAGACCACUCCCACAAAACUUCCCCCCGCCACCACCGCCAGGCGUCGCCGGGACCAUGCUCCCAGCUCUUUCUGGCCCACCUCCCGCCGCCGCCGCCGCCUCUGGCCCCAACCCCUGGCAGCACCACCACUACAUCUCCCCGGCCGCCGCCGCCAGCUUCCCGCACAGCCAGGACCGCUACGUCUGCCCGACCUGCAACAAGGCCUUCUCCCGCCCCAGCUCCCUCCGCAUCCACAGCCACAGCCACACCGGCGAGAAGCCCUUCAAGUGCCCCCAUGCCGGCUGCGGCAAGGCCUUCAGCGUCCGCAGCAACAUGAAGCGCCACGAGCGCGGCUGCCAUAGCUUCGAUAGCGGGAGU
This is a messenger RNA of Sodiomyces alkalinus F11, 1059 nucleotides long. RefSeq lists its product as hypothetical. Gene Ontology annotation, cellular component: transcription regulator complex; PcG protein complex. The record is from RefSeq and is a predicted model, not a curated record. Gene Ontology annotation, biological process: regulation of transcription by RNA polymerase II. The transcript has 3 exons. Gene Ontology annotation, molecular function: RNA polymerase II cis-regulatory region sequence-specific DNA binding; DNA-binding transcription factor activity, RNA polymerase II-specific. The annotation marks the transcript as partial. Lineage: Eukaryota; Fungi; Ascomycota; Sordariomycetes; Glomerellales; Plectosphaerellaceae.